AUGUCGUCGGCAGGCUCGCCUCGCAAACAGGCUCCAGGCUCGCCUUCGAAGCGUCUCAAGCGCAAAGCUGCCGACGUAGACGAUGCUGCUGAUCCCUCCGCCAGCGCCGGCAGAGGCAGAACUGCAUCCGCCAGUCCCUUUCGUCCCGACUCUGCCUCGUCUUCCACCACACCGUCGCCCGUCAAGCGUACCUCUACAUCUUCCACAUCACGGCGUGACAGCCGUGCAUCUCGCACAUUCCAGAUCUCGGACGACUUUGGACAGGACGAAGAUGCGCCAUACGACGAAGAACUCGACGCCGAUGGCGAGUUUGACGAAGAGUACGUCGGUCAGGAUGCGCAGGGCGAGGAGGAAGAUGACGAGGUCGAGAAGGUGGUCGCGACGCGAGCGUCUAGCUCGACCAGCACAAUGACGCCAUCGCGACAGUCCGCGAGGCCAAAGAGAAGCAAUGCGCCCAAUGUCUCGUAUUAUGCGGUCCAGCCGUUGCCGAGCUUUUCGGACGAUGAGCAGGAUGAAGAGGUGACACCUUCCAUUCGAAGGCGAGGGAGAAAGGCAAAGCUUCCGGACACUUCAGAUAACGAUGUCGACACGGACGAUGACGAUGCCGAGGAUCACAUCCGCCCUACUGCAAGAUCGAGCAGCAGAGGCACACGCACCGACACCCCGUCUACGUCAAAGCAAUUAUCCGGCAAAACUCCCAGACGACCCAUCGACAAAGACGUCAGCGAGCAAAGCAGUGUCAAGCCGCCAGAACCAGAAUUGUCCGAAGAAGCAAAGCAGCAGGCCAAGGCCGAAAAGGAAGCACACGAUCUCCAAUCUCGCUGGACUGAGGAGUACUUUGAGAUUGUCGAACAGCUGCCCUUGGAAAUGCAUCGCACCUUUGCCCUUAUGCGCGAACUCGAAGGUCAGAUGCAAGCACGAGUGGGCACCAUGGUCCAAAAUAUGACUGCUUACCGCGAUGUCAGGAUGGAGAUGCAGAACCUUCUCGACGCCGGCAGCCCGGAGGAGCAGACGAAUACACGCGUUAACGAGCAAAGCAGCAGUCGCAAGAGUGCACGUGGAGGGAGCGAGGACGAAGCAGAGAACUUGCUUGGUGGGUCACAGGACGGGCAUAGAAACGGACAGUCAUCAGCAUUUCAAGAUGACAUCGAUGGAGUUGAGGUCCACUCCGCGGACGGCAUUCAAGCUAAAAAUUUGUUCGACAAGGACGCGCGACGUCAACUGUUGCGCUCCAUCUCGCUGGCAGCCAACGAGUCGGUCAAAGCAGCCGAAGAGAAGAUGGGUCUCGCUGCUACUGCCUACAACUGGAUCGAUCGGCACAUUCGUCGUCUAGACGCAGACAUUUCUAAAGUCGAAAGCAGCAUUCUCCUCGGCUUGCGCUCCGGUACGGAGGAGUCAAGAAACGCCAGAGAGGCGCUCGGCUUGCCGGUCGACGAUGCAGGAGAAGAAGGCGCGGAAGAUGGCGAGGAUGGACGUACCCAUGCCGGCGAGGGUAUUAGCGCCGAGGCAGAGAGUGCAGCACUGACCAAAGCUGCUGGUGCCGCAAGGAGAGCCUCUGCUGGUGGCGCUGAGGGUGGCAGAAGGAGUACGAGGACCACCCCGAAAAUGGGAGGGCAAGCGCAGCUCGCACCUUCGCCCAAGGGCACUCAACGAUCGCUUUCAAGAUCCCGUUCGCGUUCCGCCUCUACUUCUGCUGCCGCGGGUAGUAGCACCGACAAAACUACCGCCGCUGCAUCAGUCAGUACCACUCGAGCAGGACGUCAAAAGACCACCUCGCCCGCACCUCUCGUCGCCAACGCCCGCAUCACGCGCAAACGCAAACCAAAACCGCUCUCGCCGCAAAAAGGCGGUCGGCGCUCCAUCGUCACCGCCACCCCGACCAUCGUCUCGCCCACGACGCAACUCCCGCGCUCCUCCGGCACCAUCGUUGGUCCCGACACGUCCGAGAUGCCCUUCGACCCGACCGAGCCGACGUACUGCUACUGCGAUCAGAUCUCGUUUGACGAGAUGGUCGCGUGCGAUAACGAGGACUGCACCAUCGAGUGGUUUCACUAUGCUUGUGUGGGGUUGACCAGGCAGCCUAAGAACGAGUGGUUCUGUCGCUUUUGUGCGCCGCCGGGCUGGAAGGGCGAGGGGAUGGCCGUGCCGAGCAAUGCCAAACAUAGGCCACCGGGGUUUAAGAAGGGCGUUGGAAUCAAGGCGUAG
Messenger RNA from Sporisorium graminicola, 2205 nucleotides. RefSeq lists its product as uncharacterized. The coding region runs from base 1 to 2205 and encodes 734 amino acids. The transcript has a single exon. NCBI's taxonomy places the organism in Eukaryota, Fungi, Basidiomycota, Ustilaginomycetes, Ustilaginales, Ustilaginaceae. Gene Ontology annotation, biological process: regulation of DNA-templated transcription. Gene Ontology annotation, cellular component: nucleus. The record is from RefSeq and is a predicted model, not a curated record.